Messenger RNA from Rhizopus microsporus ATCC 52813, 1308 nucleotides. Its product is annotated as Undecaprenyl diphosphate synthase. Gene Ontology annotation, cellular component: dehydrodolichyl diphosphate synthase complex; endoplasmic reticulum membrane. NCBI's taxonomy places the organism in Eukaryota, Fungi, Mucoromycota, Mucoromycetes, Mucorales, Rhizopodaceae. Bases 1 to 1308 code for a protein of 435 amino acids. The transcript has 7 exons. The record is from RefSeq and is a predicted model, not a curated record. Gene Ontology annotation, molecular function: ditrans,polycis-polyprenyl diphosphate synthase [(2E,6E)-farnesyl diphosphate specific] activity.
AUGGAUCAAGCUGUUAGAACAAAGUUAUCUUAUAUCCACGGAGGACUGAUGGCAUUUGUAUGGCUAGUGGCCGUGCCACUUGCUAUUGCAGGCAAUAUGUACGCUAGAAAGAAGCAGUUACCAUGGGGACCCAAGUUUCAUAUGGCGGUCAUGGCAACUGCUGUACUUUUACCAUUUACAGCGUCUGCCGGCCUUAUCUUUAGCGUAUCUGGUGAGAUCAAAUUGAGGCCUCAUUCUAUGAUUGGAACCAUUCUGUCACUUGGCACAUGGAUACAAAUUAUCCUGGGUGUUGUAAAUCAUUCUGUAUUUCGAUAUCGACGAAAGCAUAAUCGCUUGCCAGCCAAACGCCCGUGGAAUAACCAUGUGCAUAUAUGGUUAGGACGAUUUUUAGCUACUAUGGCUCUAUUGAACGUAUCCUUGGGAAUGAGAAUAAGGGGAGCAAGUCUCGUGGUCUAUAUUUUGUUUGCCAUAUGGGCCACCUUCUUGGUUGUUCUCUUUCUAUAUUUAGCUUGGAUAAAGACAGAAAAGAAGCAGGCUGUGUCUUGUCUGCCAGAUCCAGACAAAAGUUACAAAGUUACCGACAAAGGGGAUUAUGAUAAGAGUAAAUUAUUGACCAAUAAAUAUGGUGUAGGGACUACAUGGCAGUACUGCAUUGUGUAUAUACAUCGAUUGACCGAGAAAGAGAUAUUUGAAUGCAUUCAAUAUGAUCGAGCUCAAUUGACAAAGAUACCAAAACAUCUCAGUAUUCAUAUUUCCAAUGAAUUAGCAAGUACAAGGAGUCAUAAAGACUGGGAGGAAAUUAUAAACAAUGUGUGUUCAGUCUCUUGCUGGGCUUGGGAGUUUGGUAUUAGAGAAAUAUCUGUAUAUGAUGCAUCAGGUAUGAUGAAAUAUAUUUCUGUUGAUUUAUACAAGCAACAAAGCAAAACAUUGAAUGAAUGGAUAAAGGCUUAUUCAACAAAGAGAACAACAAAACAAGAAAACUACAUAAAACUUUCGUUUUUAUCAGGUGAAAGUGGUAAAUCACAUAUGGGCGCAGUUGUACAAAGAAUGGCCAAGCAAAUCAAUGUAAAUGAUGUUCAUAUUGGCCUAGUAGAUAAACAUAUGCAUGAAGAUUCUUUUUCAGACUCUGAUUUAAUGAUUGUCUAUAACGGCCUUCCUCAUCAUUAUCUAUCUUUAGAUGGAUAUUCUCCGUGGCAUAUUAAGCUCACAGAGUUCAUUAACUUUAGUCAUCACCAUUCUUUAAAUUAUACACUAUUUUCUAAAGCCUUGUAUCGAUUUUCAAAAGUAGAGCAGCGCUUCGGACGAUGA